Molecule: messenger RNA, 1380 nt
Organism: Ceratosolen solmsi marchali
Lineage: Eukaryota; Metazoa; Arthropoda; Insecta; Hymenoptera; Agaonidae
Product: monoacylglycerol lipase ABHD12
Exons: 9
Coding region: 141-1208 (355 amino acids)
Biological process (GO): phosphatidylserine catabolic process; monoacylglycerol catabolic process
Cellular component (GO): endoplasmic reticulum membrane
Molecular function (GO): monoacylglycerol lipase activity; phosphatidylcholine lysophospholipase A1 activity
Source: RefSeq, a predicted model, not a curated record
AUUAUAUAAAUAAUACAUCAUAUAUAAAUAAUUUGCUACUACCAAUAAUAAUAAUAAAUAGGGUAUCAGCCUUGCAAAACAAACGUAAUACUAAGUAAUAACUAAUAAAUAUACAAGCAACUUACCUGUUAUUAGCUACAAUGGUACCUGUCAUCAUUGCUGAUUUUUGGUAUAUUGGAGUUAUUUACAGAUUUUUAUUAUGGAUUAUAAAAGUAUCGAUUUGCAUCUACAUUUUUUUACUUGGAUUACUUCCUCUUGUGUUUCGUUACUCAUAUCAAGUACAAAAGAAAAUAUUAUUUUUAAACUUUGUACAUUGGCCACUUGGUAUUGAUCUUUCUAAACCCGAAACAGUUGGAAUAAAAGGUGCAAGAAACUUUUAUUUAACUACAGAUGAGAAUGUUAAAAUUGGAACUUGGCAAAUAUUGCCACAAUCUUUAAUAAAUGAAAGCCUUCCUGAAAGUGAAGAAAGUUACGAAGCAUUAUUAAGAAAUGCCACUAGACCAGUUUUUUUGUAUAUGCAUGGAAAUAGUGGUAACAGAGCUAGCAGUCACAGAGUUGAACUUUAUCAAUUAUUUCAAAGACUUAAUUUUCAUGUGAUAUGCUUUGACUACAGAAGCUAUGGUGAUAGUGAUAAUGUUGAUCUUUCGGAAAUGGGAGUUAUUAAUGAUAGUAAAUUUGUACUUGAAUGGCUCAUAAAAAUUGUAAAUAAUUCGGCUCCAAUUUUUGUUUGGGGUCAUUCACUUGGUACUGGAGUAUCAUCACAUGUACUUGCAAUUCUUGCAAGUAAUGAUGUAAAUCCAGCAGGAUUAUUUUUGGAAUCUCCAUUUAAUAAUCUUGCUGAUGAAAUUACAGAACAUCCAUUAGCUCAAAUAUUUAAACAUUUACCUUGGUUUCAUUGGGUUAUUGUGCAACCUCUUUAUAAUAAUCAACUCAGAUUUGAAUCUGAUAGGCAUAUUGGUAAAAUCCAAUGUCCAAUCAUGAUUUUACAUGCUGAAGAUGACAAUGUUGUACCAUUUUCAUUAGGAGAAAAACUUUUUAAUGCUGCAAAUGAACUACAUGGAUAUAACAUAGAACAAAUACAAAUGACAAGAAUAGACUCUUCUUAUGGACUAGGGCAUAAAUAUAUAUGUCGAUAUAAAGACUUACCAAGAAUAAUUGAAAAUUUUGUAACUCAAUCGUCAAAAAAAGCAAUGCCGAAUAAAAAUUAGUAAUAUUUUAUUCAACUUUGAAAUCUGGUUAGUUUUGUUCUUUAAUGUGAUUUUUAUCUAUGAACAGAAAAUCUGAUAAUCAAAAAAGAGUAUCAGACAAUAUUCAUGAAAAAAUCUGAUGUGAUAUACAAACAGUUUAUAUUGAUGAAGUAUGCUCCAGAACAAAUGCUAA